Messenger RNA from Urocitellus parryii (Arctic ground squirrel), 3012 nucleotides. RefSeq names its product TNF receptor associated factor 1 (gene Traf1). Gene Ontology annotation, biological process: regulation of canonical NF-kappaB signal transduction; signal transduction; regulation of apoptotic process. Gene Ontology annotation, cellular component: cytoplasmic side of plasma membrane; plasma membrane signaling receptor complex. The record is from RefSeq and is a predicted model, not a curated record. Lineage: Eukaryota; Metazoa; Chordata; Mammalia; Rodentia; Sciuridae. Gene Ontology annotation, molecular function: tumor necrosis factor receptor binding; zinc ion binding.
CUACUGCCMACGGGGGCUCGGUGCCGGCCGCCGGCCUCAGUUUCCCCAUUCCGGGAGCGUCCGCCCGGCCCCMGGGGCGGCCCCGGAGCGAGCGGGGGCUGUGGGGACCGCGGCUUCCGCCACCCUGGCCACGUCCUGGGCCGCCCACCGGAAGCUCCCGGCCGGUGGCGGGGAGGUCGUGGCGACGCGGAGAUGGGGUAACCAAGACCUACAGUGAGAAAGUGACUUUUCCCUGAGGUCACCCAGGUAAAAGUGACAGGGCAGAGCUAAAGGACCUUGAACCUGAAUUUGGGACCAGCCUCCAGGACCCUGGGGAUUUCCACCAGAAGGUGAGCACCCCACUGAGAAUUUUACACCUGCUCAGAGGUCCCAGGGGACAAGACAAGUGGCCAGCUGUGGCUUCUACCGAUAUGCCCCAGGGAGGAGGCAGAGGAAGCCAGCAGCAGCCUGCGGUUCUCAGGGGAACUCUGGCUCCUGAAAGUCUGUGACAUGCUCCUUUUUCUCUGACUCGUUCUCUUGCUCUUUCUCACUCUAAAAAAAUGACUGGAGACUCCUGAAGCCUUUGGUCACCAUGCAGGGGAUUUUUCUCACCACGAAGGGUAAUUCCUGCUCCAUCCCUGCUGUGACUCAGCUGUGACGUUGAACUACACACAGCCAGAGAGGAAAAGAUCAAGUCACCAGAGACUCUGCUCACCAGAGAGGGUGGCCCAGGCCAGAACCCUCCUCUCCUCUCCCCACGGACUCCACAGGGCUGCCUUCUGGCCUGGAGCAGCUUGCACGGCCCCCGAGAUGGCCUCCAACUCGACCAGCAGCCCCCACCAGGCCCCUGAUGAGAAUGAGUUUCCCUUCGGGUGCCCUCGCACUGUCUGCCAGGACCCACCAGAACCCAGGGCCCUCUGCUGCACAGCCUGUCUCUCUGAGAACCUGAGGAACAGCCCAGAUGGGAUCUGUCCCAAAUGCAGAGGGGACAACCUCCAAUCUGAAAGCCCAAGGAGCCUUCUGACUCAGGAGAAGGUUCACCCUGAGGUGGCUAAGGCUGGAGUCGGGUGUCCCUUUGGUGCUAUUGGCUGCUCCUUCAAGGGGAGCCCGCAGGCUGUGCAGGAGCACGAGGCCUCCUCCUCCGCCAGCCACCUGAGCCUGCUGCUGGGGUUCGUGAAGCACUGCAAGGCCCAGCUGGGCCCUGGCCUGGGCUCUGGGCCCAUGGCCCUGGAGCAGAACCUGUCAGACCUGCAGCUGCAGGCGGCCGUGGAGGUGGCGGGGGACCUGGAGGUGGACUGCUACCGUGCCCCCUGCUCCGAGAGCCAGGAGGAGCUGGCCCUGCAGCACUUCCUGAAGGAGAAGCUGCUGGCCGAGCUGGAGGAGAAGCUGCGUGUGUUCGAGAACAUCGUUGCCGUCCUCAACAAGGAGGUGGAGGCCUCGCACCUGGCCCUGGCCGCCUCCCUCCACCAGAGCCAGCUGGACCGUGAGCACAUCCUGAGCCUGGAGCAGAGGGUGGUGGAGCUGCAGCAGACCCUGGCCCAGAAAGACCAGGCUCUGGGCAAGCUGGAGCAGAGCCUGCGCCUCAUGGAGGAGGCCUCCUACGACGGCACCUUCCUGUGGAAGAUCACCAACGUCGCCAGGCGGUGCCAUGAGUCCGCGUGUGGCAGGACCAUCAGCCUCUUCUCCCCAGCCUUCUACACUGCCAAGUAUGGCUACAAGCUGUGCCUGCGGCUGUACCUGAAUGGGGACGGCACCGGGAAGAGGACCCACCUGUCACUCUUCAUCGUGAUCAUGAGGGGGGAGUACGAUGCUCUGCUGUCCUGGCCUUUUCGGAACAAGGUCACCUUCAUGCUGCUGGACCAGAACAACCGKGAACAUGCCAUUGACGCCUUCCGGCCUGACCUGAGCUCAGCGUCCUUCCAGCGGCCUCAGAGUGAAACCAAYGUGGCCAGCGGCUGCCCGCUCUUCUUCCCCCUCAACAGGCUGCAUUCGCCCAAGCACGCCUACGUGAAGGACGACACCAUGUUCCUCAAGUGCAUCGUGGAGACCAGUGCUUAGGGCAGGCGGGGCCCCUGAGGGAGGACCAGCUGAGACUGGGGGCCUGGCACCCACCACCCUGGGACACAGGAUGAUCCAAGACUGACAUGAUCUGUGCAGGACCGGCAGGUUCACGUGGCCGCUGUCAGGAUGGCGUGACCUUGGGCUGGGCCGUACAGGCAGAGGACUAAAGGAGGCGGGCGGGGUGCUCCCGUCCUUGCAGCCCGUGCAACACUGGUAGGCCCAGGAGCGGCUSCACCCUGAAUGUUGAUGUACCCCGAGGGGCGCCCAGUGAGCCUGAGCAGAGAAGCUUGCAGGAUAGGAGGGUCUCUGCAGGGCCCCAGUGGAGAACUGGCCACAUGCUGUCUCCCUGCUCAGGGCCAGAACAAGGACCAGGGGAAGGGGCAGGAGCCAAAGUGGGUUCAGUCUGUCCAGACCUGGACUGARGCCCUCGUCACCAGAGGACCACGUGAGGGAAAGGGCAUCAGCCUGGAGGCUGCAUUUGCGGACCUUUAAUGUUUCUUAGAACCAAGGAAGCCCCAUUCCACACCUGCUGGCCCAGGGCAGCCGAGUGCCGCAGAGACUCCUGGGAACAUUCAGGAGCCUCCCGCCCUUGGGUCCCUCCGUCACCUUCAAUGCCACCAGGCKGGCUGAGCUGGCCCACACCUCCCCCUCCCCUGGGGCCUGGAAGCUCGGUUUCCCCUGUGAGCAGACACAGCCCCUGUGCCUGGUGUCUCCACCAGCCAGAGCCCCCCUUCCCUUCAUAAGACCAGGUCACUGCAGGCCCCGGGGAGCAGCCKUUGAAUGUGGAGAAGGGCAGGGGGCAGAGACCGCUUUCCACUUCCCCCGCCUGGAGGCCCUCACUAUCCAAGUUACUCACUUCUCAGGUUUGACUAAUCAGGACCGCUGGGCACCGGGCAGAGGUUGACCUUUUAAAUGUGUAUAACAACCAAAGAAAGAAUGUUUUUUCAAAUCUCUUUGAGGUUUUCAUCCAGU